UGUCCGGAAGUGGCUCUGCUUCGGUUCUUGUGUUUUCAGGCUGAAAAUCCGACACUGAGGAGCCGAAGAGUUGUCAAACUUCGGUCCGGCUGGUGUGAGUGGACCUGGGGGGGGUUGACCCGGUUCAGCCCGGGUCUGGGCCUGGACCAUGGGCCUGCUGGCACGGAUCCGGAAGGAAUGGUUCAUUAUCGGGAUAGUCCUGGUCAUCUUAUCGGCCAAAGUCCAGCCGAGCUUCGGUGUCAAAGGAGGUCCUCUUAAACCAGAGGUCACCAUAGCGUACAUCGCCGUCUCACUCAUUUUCUUCAACAGUGGCCUGUCAUUAAAAACAGAGGAGCUGACCAGUGCGUUGUUCCACGUUCGGCUCCACUUCUUCGUCCAGUCCUUCACCUUGGUCUUCUUCCCUCUGGCCAUCUGGCUGCUGCUCAGAGUGCUGGCGCUGACCGCCAUCGACCAAUGGCUGCUCAAAGGGUUACAGACUGUCAGCUGUAUGCCCCCUCCAGUGUCCUCUGCUGUGAUUCUGACCAAGGCUGUAGGAGGCAACGAGGCUGCUGCCAUCUUCAACUCCGCUUUUGGAAGUUUCUUGGGGAUCAUAGUGACUCCAGUGCUGCUGCUUCUGUUUCUGGGCUCUUCCUCCUCUGUUCCCUUCUCCUCCAUCUUCUCUCAGCUCUUCAUGACUGUGGUGGUUCCUCUGAUCCUGGGUCAGGUGUGUCGCAGUUUCCUCAGGGAGUUUCUGGAGCGGCGGAAGCCUCCGUUCAGCGCCGUCAGCAGCGCCGUCCUCCUGAUGAUCAUCUACACCACCUUCUGCGACACCUUCAGUAACCCCCACAUAGAGCUGGACCCCACCAGCCUGCUGCUCAUCGUAUUCAUCAUUUUCUCCAUCCAGCUCAGCUUCAUGCUGCUCACCUUUGCCUUUUCUACCAGGUCUGGUUCAGGAUUCAGCCCAGCAGACACUGUGGCUGUUGUGUUCUGCUCCACACACAAGUCUCUCACUCUGGGUAUCCCUAUGUUGAAGAUCGUGUUUGCGGGUUAUGAGCACCUGUCUCUGAUCUCGGUUCCUCUGCUGAUCUACCAUCCUGCUCAGAUCCUGCUGGGCUCCGUCCUGGUGCCCACCAUACGCAGCUGGAUGACCAGCCGACAGAAGGUGGUGAAGCUGUCCACUCUGCAGCCAGUCUGACCAGUCUGACCAGUUGUGUGUCGUCCACCUCUGCAGAACAGUUGGACUGUGGUGGAAGGAUACGCUUCACUCAUGUGCCUUAUUCCAACCAAACAUACAGACCUCAGUGGAUCAGAGGGAACAGUGAUUUUUUUAGGGGUUUUUUUGUUUGUUUUUUACGACCAUGAGAAACUUGUCUACUUUUCUAUUUAAAGGAGACUGAACUAUUUUUGUAUUUUUUUGUAUAGUUUAUUAAACAAGUCUGACAAAAGAGAAAAAACCAGCCUCUGUAACAGGAAUGUGUUGAGCAGAGUUCCAGGGACCAGAGUGUUCAUGUCCUUUGGUUCUGAGCCUUCACCGUCACAUGUGGACCUUCUGUUCCAUUUGUGUUUUCAUUCAGACUAAUGGGACUGUACCUGAUACCUCAUACCUGAUACCAGAUCAGUCCUGGAUCUGCUCUGGAUGGCAGUCCUGAAACGGUCCCAUUAUUAUCUGU
Molecule: messenger RNA, 1649 nt
Organism: Sphaeramia orbicularis (orbiculate cardinalfish)
Lineage: Eukaryota; Metazoa; Chordata; Actinopteri; Kurtiformes; Apogonidae
Product: sodium/bile acid cotransporter 7-A-like
Exons: 12
Coding region: 149-1174 (341 amino acids)
Cellular component (GO): plasma membrane
Source: RefSeq, a predicted model, not a curated record